UGCCACCAGCCAUAGGGAAAUGAAGAAGAAGAAGAAGAAUAUUCCAAAUAAGGACCCUAUGUUGUAUUCAGUUCAUUGAUUGCGCAGUAACAAUAUUAAAGGAGCGGCAAAGGUUGACUUUAUGUUGAUGCCAUUUCUCAGCAAUGAAAGGAAGUGUGAAACGAAAGGUACUGACAUCUGGAAGGCUGCCAGGUGGCGGAGCCAAAGUGCAGCAGGCCAGGAAACGAGCCACCUUUCCAGGACGAAAGGAACCGGCAUUCUCUUUGUAUUCCACUGAGCCUCAAGACCAGGUGGCCAGUCUUCACUCAGGGCUGGAUCGUUGUGCUGUUUUACUCUCUGGGAUGCUCCAGGCGGACAAGGCAGAACCUGUGACACACCCUCCCAAAGCAGUGAAUGGUGGCACAGACAAAUCUAAAUCAUCCACUGGACCGGGGAAAAAGACCAGCAAAAAAUUCCCUCCAAUGACAGAAAAGAGUUCUAAUCAGGUCCCAAGAGCAAAAUGUCAUCCUCCAGUUUCACAGUCAGGAGUGAAGGAAGGGCACACCCUCCGACAGUCUCACUUACUUCCAUCACUGAGGGCGUCUCAGCCGCUUCACGGGUCCGCCCCCUCCCAGCCCUUGACCUCCGUCCUUCUAUCUGUGACUCAGUCUGAAUCUGUGCUCCACGCCACCCACCCAUCAAGUCAACGGACUCGAGGUCAGACCGACUGCCAGUCAGUAGGCGGUUACCAGAGAGCCUCCUUCAAUGGUGAGGAUGUUGAUUCUGUUCCUGUGAAAGACACAGACAUCCAAAGUGAUAUACGCUUGAGCGUGCAUGCCAACGACAAGGUUGACCAUGGUCAGUUGUGUGACACCUAUCACGACACACACAGUGGGGAGGACAUUCGUGCAGGCAAACUAAGGACUAUUGAGUAUCUUCUGGGAGAACUCAAGACUUUGAUAGCUGGAAAAGGCAGUAUUGCAGAGCGGUUGCUCAGUCAUCUGGAAAUCACAGUGUCGUCACCGCAGAUGAACUCCAAUGAUUUCGACGCUGAAAAAUUAGCAGACCUGCAGGCGCUGCACAUCCAGAACGCUCAGCUUCACAGACGAGUGGCGUUUCUGAACAAACAGUUAAAGGACAAAGAGGGACAACAUAAUACUGAAACCUUGUGUACCUCAGAAGUGCUUAGUCUGCCAGAGGAUCUUGCUGACGCUCAAUCCCGACUGCAGGAGAUUCAAGUCAUCCUUGCAGAAGUGCGGAAAUCUCUUCUGGACACAAAGAAACAGUUGGGUGACAGUGAGGCACAGAAUGCACUGAUGAAAUCUGAUUUACAGACCAUGAGAACCAAAUUUGUCCAAAGUGAGCAGGCAAAGAGCGAACUGGCCUCACUUGCCCAGCAAAGACUGGAAAAGAUAAAAAACCUUGAGAGGAUUAUUAAGAGUGGCGACGUAUCAGAGUGUGACACAGUUGUUGACCUUGCGAUGUCUGACGCAGCACUCAAGGAGCAAUAUGACCAGAGCAGUGCCAGUGAGCGCAUCACUAAAUAUCUGAUGACUCUGGACCAGCCGGAGGCCUCGCACAUUGGUGGGAAUGUACACAUGGCUGCAGAAAGGGAAGAAAACACACCAGACGAAGCAAAAAUGAGCUCAACCCUGCUGGGAAAACCAUACCUUCAUCUGGAACGGACACACAGUGAUGGUUUUGAAGGACUACGAUUAUCAGAGCAGCAGAUGGCAGAAGAGGGCCACCGACUGUUUGACUCACUCCUCUCUGAGGGAAAGGUAGAUGCUAUGUCAACCGACUGCAGUAUGAGGUCCGUAUCGACCUUUGACACCAGAGAUGAGGUGGCAUUCCGAGAUGGCUUGGCAGCUCUGGAUGCCAGCAUAGCCAGUCUGCAGAAAACGAUCAAACAGGAUUUAGGAAGAUGAUUUUACUUGUCAUGGUUUACUGGCCUGGCCUAAAGUGUGGGUUCAAUUAAAUGGUUCUCUUUAUGUGCUCUGUGAUUGACUGGCAACCAGUCCAGGGUUCAGCUCCCGGUGACCCUGAACAGGAUAUGUGGUAUAGAAAAUGGAUGGCUGGCUUUUCUUUUUUCUUUUUUUUUUUUAAAUGUGACACAUUUAUGAUUAUUAAAACUUAUUUUGACUAUG
Phyllopteryx taeniolatus (common seadragon) is the source of this 2126-nucleotide messenger RNA. It is a transcript of the gene ccdc14, whose product is annotated as coiled-coil domain containing 14. NCBI's taxonomy places the organism in Eukaryota, Metazoa, Chordata, Actinopteri, Syngnathiformes, Syngnathidae. The record is from RefSeq and is a predicted model, not a curated record. Gene Ontology annotation, cellular component: centriolar satellite. The transcript has 11 exons. The coding region runs from base 144 to 1907 and encodes 587 amino acids. Gene Ontology annotation, biological process: protein localization to centrosome.